This is a messenger RNA of Amoebophrya sp. A120, 671 nucleotides long. NCBI's taxonomy places the organism in Eukaryota, Dinophyceae, Syndiniales, Amoebophryaceae. The record is from the annotation of a GenBank genome assembly.
GGCUGAACAUCAUCUCCCCCUCCACGUGUGGGAUGUGUGGCUGUCAGGUGGGCGGAUGCGGAGGUGCCAAGCCGGGAGAUGACAGCGAUCCAACAAGCGGCGCCAAUAAAGUUCUUGCCAAAGACGAGCAGCAAGCCUGUUCCACGGGGAAGAACGAAAACAAUAAACACUACUUCAUCAAUGCGAAUUACUUGAACUUUGUGAAGAAAAUGCGGGAAAUGCACGGGGCAAAUUGGAAGCCGGUUUUGACAGAACAAGAGGCGCUGCAGCAAGGCUUGCUACACGCGAUUCCCGCAGCUGCCGCAGCGAGAAUCACCACCUAUUUCGAUCAGGAAGUUGUUGCACACUCACAGCAGGGUGGAUUUUCGAACGGGCGGACGUCUGACAGUACCUGUGGUUCCUACCUUGCGUCGGCGUCGAAAACAUCAAUCCCGUCUCCGAGCCCGAAAACCAUGCAGGUUUUGAUUAUCCCGCCGCCACCGGAGCAGGUGUUCCAAAGUAGAGAAAAUUCUGGCGAGGAGGCGGAGUGGUCGUCGCCUGGUGUGGAGGUUCAGAAGGACUUUUCACAUUUCGGCGACGCAUCUUCACAUUCAGUCUCUAGUUCAAGACUACACAAAGACGGUGAGCUCGAGCAGCAGAAAGCAGAACCAUGGUCCUGCAGGCCCACUUCG